Messenger RNA from Striga hermonthica, 1230 nucleotides. The record is from the annotation of a GenBank genome assembly. Lineage: Eukaryota; Viridiplantae; Streptophyta; Magnoliopsida; Lamiales; Orobanchaceae.
CUGCAAUACCAGUACUUCCGGACUAUAACGUCUUGUUUCAGAAUCCUGAAUUUGUCAAAGGAUUUACCACUUUGAUGGCUCACACCAUUCCUGGGGCCUCACAGGCAAAUCCCGUUCAACCUUCCAAAUCAAACCAACCUGUCCGUCCUCAGGGUGGGGUUGCACAGUCCCAUGCAACCUCUCACCCUCGUCAAGACAUCCAUCAACCACAGAAAGAGGGACCCGUGAUUCAAACAAAUGCUCCCUUUCAAGCUGACGUGAUCCCACCAGAAGCCCACUUGCACGAACAAACAGCCGAAAGUCAUUCGGCUCGACUGCAGGAAAAUUUGGUAAAUCCUAUCACUGUUCUGUUAUUGUCUCAACCUGCGAGGCGAACUGACUUGCGACAGCGGAUCGAACAAAAUCUCCUCGCACGGCAUGAAUCUCUUGAGCUUGGGAUGCUUAGGAGAAAGGUGGCCGACUUGGAAACUCGACAAAGAGCGAGCGAUGCUCACGGGCGCCGUGAUUCCACCUCAGCGCAUGUGGAUGUGGAAACCGACUCGCCUCUGGCCUCGGAAUUAACUUCGGAACCCCUCCUGGGAAAAGAGCGAGCGAUGACAGUCCUGGAAACCGACAUAAAAAAGAAGGAUAAAAAGUUCGCUGGUGGAAGAUUUGGAAAACCUCAGUUUAAAGGGCUAACAAGGGAAGGCCCAACAGAUCCUGAAGUGCGAAUGGCGAAGAGACAAUACGCUGAAGACUUGAGGCCAGGUUAUCAUACCAUUUAUUAUGUCGGGGCCGCAACCAUAUUUGAGGAGCUUAAGGGAAAAGGAAUCAUUCCUGAUCCCCGACCGAUCAGAACUCCUGAAGAUCAGGUGGACAAGUCCAAAUAUUGUGGCUAUCAUAAAUACCCCGGGCAUAAUACCGAUGAAUACGCUAAUCGAUUCGUACAUCCUCACUCUGAUGCCUUGAUCGUCACAGCCUUAAUCGGGGAUAUACCCGUUCAUCGUAUUCUUAUUGAUACUGGGGCCUAUUCGAGCAUUCUAAUGUACCAAGCAUUUGAAAAAAUAGGGAUGGACCCAACCAAAAUUAAACCCUGUGAUGAUCGCAUUCAAGGAUUUAAUGGAAGUGUCGCUCGACCAAUUGGAGAAAUCACUCUCCCAGUUCGCUUCGAAACUCCUGGAUCGGUUUCGAAGGUCACUAUGGAGACCUUUAAAAUCAUGGAUAUAAAGAAUGAAUACAAUGCUCUAAUCG